Molecule: messenger RNA, 1590 nt
Organism: Lampris incognitus (smalleye Pacific opah)
Lineage: Eukaryota; Metazoa; Chordata; Actinopteri; Lampriformes; Lampridae
Gene: gcnt3
Product: glucosaminyl (N-acetyl) transferase 3, mucin type
Exons: 1
Coding region: 38-1321 (427 amino acids)
Cellular component (GO): membrane
Molecular function (GO): acetylglucosaminyltransferase activity
Source: RefSeq, a predicted model, not a curated record
CUGCACUCCGUUAUAACUCUUGCGCAACACUGUGGUUAUGGCCAGGCCCUCAGUGUGGAGGAGAUUCAAUAUUCUCUUUAUCACACUCAUGUGCAUGCUUGGUUGCCUUGCCUUUUGGAAAAUUGGCUCCACGGGACCCAGGCAUGCGGCGUCUGAUUUGAAAGUGCCACAGGAAUAUUCCGAUGACCUGCCUGCCUGUUCAGCAAUUAUCCAUGGGGACAUUGAAGGCAAGAAAGAGGAAUUUGACCAGCUUCUGGCAUCCAAGAGGAGACGAGCCUUAUCAAACGAGUUCUACCUCAACGCAACCGAGGACUGCGAGAUGUACAUCGACAAUAGGGGAUUCGUGAUGGCGCCCCUCAGCGCCGAGGAGAGAGACUUCCCCAUUGCGUACUCCAUGGUGAUCCACGACAAGAUUGAGAUGUUUGAGCGACUCCUGCGGGCCAUAUACAACCCACAGAACGUCUACUGCGUCCACGUGGACCGGAAGUCCCCCGAAGACUUUCUGAGGGCCGUGAAAGGAAUCGUUUCCUGUCUCCCCAACGUGUUUUUAGCCAGCAGACUGGAGAGCGUGGUUUAUGCCUCGUGGUCUCGAGUGCAGGCAGACCUGAACUGCAUGCAGGAUUUGCUGAAGUCCCCCGUCCAGUGGAGGUAUUUGCUCAACACGUGCGGCACGGAUUUCCCCAUCAAAACCAACGCCGAGACGGUCCGCGCGCUGAAGCAGCUCAACGGCAAGAACAGCAUGGAGUCCGAGGCCGCCGGCGCGGGCAAGACGGGCCGCUGGCGAUACCACUUCAACGUCACCGACACCGUCCGUCGAACCGGUGUGGAGAAAGGCCCCCCUCCCAUCGGCAGCCCCAUGUUCACAGGCAAUGCCUACUUCGUGGUGACAAGAGACUUCGUGAACCACGUGCUGGAGGACAGGACGACCCGGGAGUUCAUGGAGUGGGGGAAGGACACGUACAGCCCGGACGAGCACCUGUGGGCCACCCUGCAGCGGAUGAACGCCGUGCCCGGUUCGAAGCCCGCCAACGGCAAGUUCGACGCCUCGGACAUGAACGCCAUCGCUCGCCUGGUGAAGUGGAGUUACUCCGAGGGGGACGUGAACCGAGGGGCCCCGUACCCCCCGUGCGCCGGGCAGCACCGGAGAGCCGUGUGCGUCUACGGGGCCGGUGACCUCCAGUGGGUUUUCCAACAGCACCACCUCCUGGCAAACAAGUUCGACCCAGAGGUGGACGACGUCGCCAUCAGAUGCGUGGAGGCUUACCUUCGCUUCAGAGCAAUGAGCGGUCGGUCGCCGUCGGCAGAUAAUUACAGGAUGUAAUUUAUUAACGCCUCACGUUAGUGACGCACGCGCUUAAGAGGUUUGCGGCAGGUUGCUCCGUCUUCUGUGCAAAGCAAGUGACUUGUUCUGAUUUCCAUGAAAUCUUUUAAACGGGCGCCAUCUAGUGGCAUGAAUGAGUAGUUGCACCACUGCGUCAACAUUUAUUCUUCCCUGAUCAUUUCAAGCGGGUUAAUAAUAAUAAUGAUGAUGAUAAUAAUAAGAAGAAGCCCUACCACAUCAUAUCAAUAAAAAUAAAACUAUAUUAAACA